Anopheles bellator is the source of this 883-nucleotide messenger RNA. It is a transcript of the gene mRpL47, whose product is annotated as large ribosomal subunit protein uL29m. Gene Ontology annotation, cellular component: mitochondrial large ribosomal subunit; mitochondrial ribosome. Lineage: Eukaryota; Metazoa; Arthropoda; Insecta; Diptera; Culicidae. Bases 60 to 839 code for a protein of 259 amino acids. Gene Ontology annotation, molecular function: structural constituent of ribosome. The transcript is spliced from 2 exons. Gene Ontology annotation, biological process: mitochondrial translation. The record is from RefSeq and is a predicted model, not a curated record.
UCCCGGCGACAGGAUCGCACAUUUUUUGGCGAAUCCGUUCGUCCUGGAUUUGCUGCAAAAUGAAUGUUUUCAAACAAUUAGCGCCCGUUGCGCUGCAUUUGGCACGGCGUCUUCCGCUAGCUACUCCGCAGUGCACAUCAGUUCUUCAAUGGCAAAAGCAUCCGAUGCGUGCGAUCGGGACCAGUGCUCCCCGUAACGAUUUGGCGGAAUUUUUCGACGAUAAGAAAAACUGGGGCGAGCAAGAGGUCAAGCAUGGCCGCUGCUGGACGAAGGAUGAUAUGCGAAUAAAGUCCAACGGAGAUCUGCACAAGCUGUGGUUCGUGCUGUUGAAGGAGCGCAACAUGCUGUUAACGAUGGAGCACGAGUGCAAGGAAAAGAUGGAACUGUUUCCCAGCCCCGAACGGCUCGACAAGGUGAAGGAGUCGAUGGAAAAUCUGGAAACCGUGAUACGGGAACGUAACCGAGCGUACUAUAGUUUGGAAACGGGCGAAACCGGCGAACGACCGGGGCGCGUAGUGUCGAACCAGCUCGGCAUAAAUUUCUUCUACCGAGCGUUCGAGCACGUGAUACCGAAGUUUGCCAACACGAAGUGGAAUGAGCGGCACAAGUUCUCGUACGGCGGUUCCGCUGUCAUGAAGUUUCUGCGCAAGUAUCGCGAGCGUCUGUACAACGAGAAACGCAAGCUACGCAAUCGCGAACGCAAUGAGGUGGUGCAUCUGCUUCGCCGGUUUCCCAACAUUGACCGGGAAACGUUGGCCCAACGGUUUCCAAGCGUAGACGUAGAGAAACUGUACAGGCUGGACAAAAUACGUUCGAAUCAGUCCGCAAAAGAUUCGUGAGCUUGCUUGCGCUAGAGGUGAAUAAAUAUAUUACUAUCGAUAGA